CAACGAACUACAACUAAUUAGCAAUGAUUUUUCAAUUGGACGGCUCACGAUCGGACUGGGAUCCGCCGGCUCCCACAGCCGACGAGCUGAUUAGAUUAGUUUUCAGUUUUCAUCACGAUUUGCGAUUUGCGUCGUCACUAAGUUCCUUGGUCCCGUGCCAGAAGCAUAAUCGCUGGGUAUAUAAUCGACUGGGAGGAAAACUUCACCCGCCCAAUGGCUACGAAUCUCGAUUCUCGCGCUACCACCACCUCAAGAGAGAUGUCUGUCAAUACAGCCGGCUUGCAAGAAAGGGGGAUGGAGGGCAAAACCUUACCUGCACCCUUGGGUAGCCCUGUCAAGUAUAUUCCCAGUGCCAAGGUAUUCUCCUGGAAGUCGAAGCUCGUAUAUGUGGGCUUCACUAUGGGAGCCCUGGCUACUCUGGCUUAUACCGCUUCACACAUCUUACCUUCUUCUUCUGUCGCGCAGGCUUCUCAUCUCAACACUUUCAAACGCCGUAGUCCCCCCAGUGAGCCUCCUAAGAACGCUCAAGUGAUUAAUCCCAAGGACUUCGCUGUUCUCACUACCGUAUUGCCUAGUUACGAAUUCAACGGAAGCUCUCUGUUUGUUCCUCCAGGAACCACCGAAGAAUCUCUCAAAGCCAAGCCCUUCCACAUUUACGACUACUCUUUUUACGAUGUCAUUGGACCAGACCCUACUCUCACUCUAAUUGCGGAUAGCGGUUCCGACCCUCUCUUCCACGAAGCUGUUGUUUGGUAUAAAGAACAAGACGAGGUGUUCUUUGUACAGAAUGCAGGUGCUAAAAGCGCUGGGACCGGCCUAAACAAGUCAGCCGUGGUGGAGAAAAUUUCUCUCGCCCAGGCAGCAGCAGUGCAAAAGGGUGAAAGAAACCAGACGGAAGUAAUUGUUGUCAACAGCACCGUUGAGGUCGUCAACCCUAACGGCGGCACUGCCUACCGCGGGAAAAUUGUCUUCGCUGGAGAGGGACAGGGUGCAAACGUGCCUCCUGCAUUUUACAUGCUUGAUCCUAAAGAACCUUACCCUACCACUGUCAUCCUCAAUAAUUUCUUUGGUCGUCAAUUCAACUCUCUCAACGACGUCUCUGUCAACCCUCGCAACAAGGAGCUCUAUUUCACCGAUGUCAUCUACGGCUAUCUGCAAGAUUUCAGGCCUCCCCCUGGGCUUCCUAACCAGAUCUACAGGUUCAACAUGGAUACUGGCGUCGUUCGGGUGGUUGCAGAUGGGCUCAACAUGCCUAAUGGUCUCACUUUUUCCCCCGACGGACGGCAUGCAUACGUCUCUGACACGGGCAUCUUCUCUGGGUUCUGGGGUACGAACUACACCUAUCCAGCCACCAUCUACCGAUGGGAUGUACAAGACGAUGGUAGCUGGGAGAACCAGAAGGUCUUUGCCUAUGUCCACGUUGGUGCCGCUGACGGUCUCCAUACCGACUCCAAAGGAAAUGUUUACGCGGGCGUAGGUGACGGUGUUCAUGUCUUUAGCCCGGAUGGUCUUCUUAUUGGAAAGAUCUACCUCGGCGAAACCUCCGCCAACUUCAACUUUGCUGGUCACGGGCGUAUGGUCAUCUGCGCAGAGACACAUCUGUACUAUGUCACGCUUGGUGCAUCAGGAUGGGAUCCUGAGGCGUAGACUGUGAAGAUUGUGCGAAGGUGACGGACAAUAAGCUGCGAAAUGUGUGAAGAUGAUGGACAGUAAGCUGCAAAAUGCGGAAACGCGUUGGACAAUAAGCAACAAGGAAGCCUGGAAAUUUACCAUCGUGCGUGGUAUAUGUAGUAAAGCCACGUAUAAUCUUAAUUGCAAUGUCUAAUAUUAAU
This is a messenger RNA of Cryptococcus deneoformans JEC21, 1832 nucleotides long. RefSeq names its product lactonohydrolase, putative. The coding region runs from base 214 to 1647 and encodes 477 amino acids. Lineage: Eukaryota; Fungi; Basidiomycota; Tremellomycetes; Tremellales; Cryptococcaceae. The record is from RefSeq and is a predicted model, not a curated record. The transcript has 9 exons.